Molecule: messenger RNA, 321 nt
Organism: Aplosporella prunicola CBS 121167
Lineage: Eukaryota; Fungi; Ascomycota; Dothideomycetes; Botryosphaeriales; Aplosporellaceae
Exons: 2
Biological process (GO): regulation of DNA-templated transcription
Molecular function (GO): zinc ion binding; DNA-binding transcription factor activity, RNA polymerase II-specific
Source: RefSeq, a predicted model, not a curated record
CGCCAGAUCAUCAACGCCGCCUGCACCGCUUGCCAGAGACGCAAGUCCAAGUGCGAUGGCGUCCGGCCCAAGUGCUCUGCUUGCGUAAGAAGACUUACCGAUUGUUCCUACGAGACCGCUAGCGCAGAAGAAACAAGGACCUCGGCUCUCAAGCGAAGAAAUGAAAUGCUGGAACAGCGUUUGUCGACUUUUACCGAGUUAUACGAUUUGCUUCAGUCGGCGUCUGAGUCGGACGCGAGAACGCUGCUGCAACUGAUCAGGUCGUCUCCCGACCCUGAAACCGUCCUGAACACAGUCAGAGAGGGGCAGCUGUUGCUUCAA